CACACUUCGCUGCCUUUCGCGUUACAUUAUUACAAAUGCAGUCCCUUGCAUCGCGCCCCUGCGUCCUCCGCGCGCAGCGCCCGUUCACCGCGAAGCGCAGCUCGGUCGUCCGCGUGCGUGCCGAGGCUUCCUCCUCGUCGCCUGUGCCCAUCCCCGUCUGGCCUAAGGACACAGAGAGCGCUCGCGAUGUGUUUGCUUUCGGCGGCAGCGCGCCCGAGCGUGUGAACGGCCGCGUGGCCAUGAUGGGCUUCGUUUCCAUCCUGGGGCCCGAGCUGUCCAAGAAGCAGCCAGUGCUGGAGCAGGUCGGCGACGCCUGGUUUGGCAUCCUGCUAUUCUCCCUCACCAUCACCUUCGCCUCCAUCCUGCCCAAGCUGGUGUCGGGUGUCUCCCUGAAGGAGCUGCACUCCGUGGCCACCUCUGAGAACCUGAAGGGCGAGGGCCUGCAGCAGGCGCUGGCGCUCUUCGACACCAACGUGGAGCUGUGGGCCGGCCGCCUCGCCAUGCUGGGCUUCGCGGGCCUGAUCGCCCUGGAGACCAUUAAGGGCGGCGAGGCUUUCUUCUAAACGACACACAAGUUCCGACAGGCUUGAUUUUGCAUUAUAAGACUCUGCGACAGUGCUUGGUGGGAGGUCGGAGAGGGCGGGCAAUGUGUACCGGUUGCGGGAAAGCGGAGGUUGUAUGAAGCUCACCGGAUCGCAUCUGGGUCAGGUGUGGGAGGUCGAAAGAAGGCAGUGGGCAAUGGUCCGUGAUGGGGCAGCCCUUCGAUGAGAUGAUUGCGUGUGACGCACGGGCGCCACACCAGUUUUGGGUUCGUGUAGAUGGCGUGGCGAUGGCUAAUGCUAGGAGGUUGAGGUGGAAUAGGGAGAGUGAGGACCGAACCGGCCUCACACGGUCUUUUGGGCCGUUGUGCAUGAAAGGAUACGGAGGAGGACGUGAACCGCACGCACCCAGGAUGCUGUGGGUAAAUCAGUAGUGCAUGAGGAGGUAAGAUGCAGGCAUAGCGAGUGACGGUGCCCCAAGCGGGGUAAACAGGGUGGAUGUGGCGGCUGUAAACGCUGAAGUGU
Molecule: messenger RNA, 1064 nt
Organism: Chlamydomonas reinhardtii
Lineage: Eukaryota; Viridiplantae; Chlorophyta; Chlorophyceae; Chlamydomonadales; Chlamydomonadaceae
Exons: 2
Coding region: 36-563 (175 amino acids)
Source: RefSeq, a predicted model, not a curated record